Penicillium longicatenatum is the source of this 1050-nucleotide messenger RNA. RefSeq names its product adenosine kinase. Gene Ontology annotation, biological process: purine ribonucleoside salvage. The coding region runs from base 1 to 1050 and encodes 349 amino acids. The transcript is spliced from 4 exons. Gene Ontology annotation, cellular component: cytosol; nucleus. Gene Ontology annotation, molecular function: adenosine kinase activity. The record is from RefSeq and is a predicted model, not a curated record. NCBI's taxonomy places the organism in Eukaryota, Fungi, Ascomycota, Eurotiomycetes, Eurotiales, Aspergillaceae.
AUGGCUGCCCCUCAAGGUUACCCUUUGCUCUGCCUGGAGAACCCUCUCCUCGAUAUCCAGGCUCGUGCUGAUACUACUCUUUUGGAGAAGUAUGGCCUCAAGGCCAACGAUGCCAUCCUAGCUGAGGAGCAGCACAUGGGUCUCUACGAGGAGCUCAUGAAGCUUGAUGCUAAGCUGAUUCCCGGUGGUGCUGCCCAGAACACUGCCCGUGGUGCCCAGUACCUGCUCCCUGAUAACUCCGUCCUCUACAUUGGCUGUGUUGGCAAGGACAGGUACGGUGAGAUCCUCAAGAAGACCUGUGAGAAGGCCGGUGUCCACACCGAAUACCGUGUGGACGAGACCCAGCCCACUGGAAAGUGUGGUGCCGUCAUCACUGGUCACAAUCGCAGCCUGUGCACCCACCUUGCUGCCGCCAACGAGUACAAGCUCGAGCACCUUAAGCAACCCCACAUCUGGGACCUCGUUGAGAAGGCCCAGUUCUACUUCGUUGGUGGCUUCCACCUGACUGUCUGCGUUCCCGCCAUCCUAGCCCUCGCUGAGGAGGCUGCUGCCAAGAACAAGCCCUUCAUGCUUUCUCUCUCCGCUCCUUUCAUCCCCCAGUUCUUCAAGGAGCAGCUGGACAGUGUUCUUCCCUACACUGACUACACAGUCUGCAACGAGACAGAGGCUCGUGCAUACUCCGAGAGCCACCAGUGGGGCACUGAGGAUGUGAUCGAGAUCGCCAAGAAGCUCGCCCUUCUGCCCAAGGUCAACACCCAGCGUGCUCGUAUCUCCAUUGUCACCCAGGGUACCGACCCCACCAUCAUUGCCGUUGCUUCUACCAGCGGUGAUGUUGAGAUCAAGAAGUUUGAUGUUCACAAGCUUUCCUCCGAUGCUAUCAACGAUACCAACGGUGCUGGUGAUGCUUUCGCUGGAGGUUUCGUUGCUGGUCUCGUCGCUGGCAAGUCCCUGGAGGACUCCGUUGACAUGGGCCAGUGGCUCGCCGCUAAGAGCAUCCAGGAGCUUGGACCUUCCUACCCCUACCCCAAGCAGACCUACUCUCGGUCAUAA